Molecule: messenger RNA, 366 nt
Organism: Trypanosoma rangeli
Lineage: Eukaryota; Euglenozoa; Kinetoplastea; Trypanosomatida; Trypanosomatidae
Product: calpain-like cysteine peptidase
Exons: 1
Coding region: 1-366 (121 amino acids)
Source: RefSeq, a predicted model, not a curated record
AUGCAAAAUGUUUUCACCACAUGUUUAGGGAUUUCCGUGAGUACCUCCGUCAUUCUGUGCCUUGUGCUCUCGCAGGAUGACAUGCGUGGCACCGAUAAGAGUGAGCACAUUUCAAUUAUGAUAACUGUUGCACACGGCUGCGGUGCCAUAACUCCGAUGCGUGUGGACCUCAACAGUGGGUUUGACACGGACCGCCCUUCCCCGGAGUACAUCUUCUUCCAGAUCCAUGAGAGCAGCAUGUUCUACGAAUUUGUAUCCGAAAGUUCUCUCUACCUUGUGAUGCAAUGCUCCAUGAGCACAUACUCCACACGAUUGUACGUCUUGGGGUUGUGCAGUCUGGCUGAGGUGGGUACGCCCAACAGCUAG